AUGGCUAAUCAACACGACCAGGCCUCUACAAACUACAAGGAAGCGUUCUCGCUCUUCGAUCGCCGUGGUACCGGCCGUGUCGCUGGUGACCUCCUCGGUGACUUGCUUCGCGCUUGCGGUCAGAACCCUACGCUGGCUGAGAUUGGUGAUUUGGAGAAGUCUGUCGGUGGCGACUUUGACUUCGACUCCUUCCUGAAAGUCCUCAACCGCCCCGGUGGUUUCCGUGAGCCCGGUGAGCCGGAGGAGUACUGUCGUGGAUUCCAGGUCUUUGAUAAGGAUAUGACUGGAUUUAUUGGUGUCGGGCAGCUGCGCUACAUUCUCACGAAUCUGGGCGAGAAGAUGUCUGACGAUGAAGUCGAUGAGCUGCUCAAGGCUGUUGACACUAGCUCCGGAGAGAUUAACUACACGGAUCUUGUCCGUACUAUCCUCGCCAACUGA
Messenger RNA from Penicillium hordei, 438 nucleotides. RefSeq lists its product as uncharacterized. Gene Ontology annotation, biological process: mitotic actomyosin contractile ring assembly. The record is from RefSeq and is a predicted model, not a curated record. The coding region runs from base 1 to 438 and encodes 145 amino acids. The transcript is spliced from 4 exons. NCBI's taxonomy places the organism in Eukaryota, Fungi, Ascomycota, Eurotiomycetes, Eurotiales, Aspergillaceae. Gene Ontology annotation, molecular function: calcium ion binding. Gene Ontology annotation, cellular component: myosin II complex.